AUGGCUGUUCUGCUGGUGCUUGCCGUCGCAGUCUUCUUGGGACUGCUGGCGAAGGAAUUCUACUCGUGGUAUCGGCUUUCUCACGUUCCUGGGCCGUUCUGGCACGGAGUCACUGGGUUCUCGAUGGCGCGCGCUGCGUUGAAUGGGUCUGUACAUGAGUAUUACAUGGAACUGAACGAGAAAUACGGCCCCUUGGUUCGUAUUGGGCCCAAUACCGUCAUGUUUAGCGAUGGCGACACUCUGAAAAAGAUUGCCGGCACCCGAAGUAAGUACACCAAGGGUGAGUGGUACGCUGUCGGGCGAACGACCCCGGGGGAGGACCACUUGUUCUCGAUGCGCGAUGAAGAGAAGCGCAAGUAUUUGAAGAGCAAAAUGGGACCCGGUUACUCGGGCCUAGAGAAUGGGGGAUUUGAGGCCGGUAUAGACAAGAACAUUACUGCUUUCGUUGACCUCAUUGAUCGCAAGUACAUCUCUACCGCAAAGGACUUCAGACCCAUGGAUAUGGCCAGCAAAUCGACCUAUUUUGCGUUGGAUGUCAUCAGUGAGCUCGGCUUCGGCACACCGUAUGGCUUCCUCAAAGAAGAUCGAGAUUUGUAUCAGUACGUCGCCACGAAAGACGCCUUCUUUCCUGUCAUGAUUACAAUGGGAAACGUGCCAUGGCUGGCAACGCUUAUGCACAGUUGGCCUCUGAACCUGGGGUUGCCAAAGUCUGGAGACUCUGCUGGGUUCGGCGCGCUCAUGGGAUUUGCCAAAACCUUUGUCGAUGGAAGGUUGGCCCCGGACACGAAGCCGGGCCGGGACAUGAUUCAGUCGUUUAUCAAUGCUGGGCUGACGAGGGAAGAGUUGACACAAGAAGUUUAUGUUGAAACGAUUGCUGGUUCUGAUACCACAGCGACGGCGAUUCGUAUGAUUCUCUUGUCGCUUCUGUCUAAUCCGCAAGCUUUCACAGCCCUCCGAGCCGAGAUUGAUGCCGCCAUCGCCAAGAGAAUGAUUAGCUCCCCGAUCAAAGAUUCCGAGGCCAGAUUCCUGCCGUAUCUCCAAGCUGUGAUACGCGAGGGUCUCCGCCUAUACCCGCCGUCUACCGGCAUUGUCAGCAAGCAAGUCCCGCCAGAAGGGGACGUCAUUCAUGGAUAUAGGCUGCCUGCCGGGACACAGUUGGGGGAGAAUGUGUGCAGCAUAGGCCGAUCCACCGACAUCUUCGGACCCGACGCACAUCUCUUCAGGCCGGAAAGAUGGACCGAGGCGGCUAUGUCCGACGACGAGGGAAGGUAUAAGGCCAUGAUGUCAACGACUGACAUGGUGUUUGGGUAUGGCAAGUUCUACUGCAUGGGGAGGAACAUUGCGUCGAUGGAGUUGAACAAGAUCUUUGUUGAGGUCAGAUAUCUGCUGUAUUUCCAUGUGGUGGAGACCUUUGCUAACGAUUUCGACUACAGCUUCUCCGUAGAUAUGACUUUUCUAUUGUAA
Molecule: messenger RNA, 1464 nt
Organism: Colletotrichum orchidophilum
Lineage: Eukaryota; Fungi; Ascomycota; Sordariomycetes; Glomerellales; Glomerellaceae
Product: cytochrome P450
Exons: 5
Coding region: 1-1464 (487 amino acids)
Molecular function (GO): oxidoreductase activity, acting on paired donors, with incorporation or reduction of molecular oxygen; iron ion binding; monooxygenase activity
Source: RefSeq, a predicted model, not a curated record